UCGCCUACGCUGUUCAUGGCGGCGGCCGAGCCCCCCCCCCCCCUCCCCGCCCUCUCGCCGGGCCGGCCGCGCCGCGCCGCCUCUCUGACGCACUUCCGGCGCGGGCAGGUGACGCGUCGGGGCGGGAUGCGGGCCCUGGGUCUGUCCCGGUGGCUCCGGUCGGGACGGCUCCAGACGCCGGUCCCUCCCCGCCGGGCAACGCUGACGGCGGGGCGGCACGGCCAGCAGCGGCCGCCGCCGCAGCAGCCGGUGGCGGUGGAAGUGCUGGAUCGCUUGGAACAGCUCGCCCUGGUCGACUUCCGCGACACAGAGGGCGUCGAGCGGCUGCGGAAAGCGAUCCAGUUUGCUGAUCAGCUUCACGAAGUGAACACCGACGGCGUGGAGCCCAUGGAUUCCGUCCUGGAGGACAGGUGUCUGUAUCUCAGGGAAGAUGAUGUGACAGAAGGCAACUGCGCGAACGAGCUGCUGAAAAAUGCCAGAAAGAAAGUAGAGGAAUAUUUUGUAGCCCCACCAGGUAACAUCCCUCUACCAACGCUAGAAGAACGAGAGACUUUUCUGCAGGGCUCUUAGCGAAAGCCCAGAACCCAAACACAAUUUCAGUGUUUUAUGUGGGAAAACUGAGAUUUGUGCAGUCACAGCUGAAAUAUCCUGGCAUGCAUUUUGAUCAAAAGAAGAGCACUUGCAAGAUGAUUUACAGAAGAAGGAAGGUGUAAAAAGUUUAUCAGCGCUACUGAAAUGUCAAUGUUUAUGAAGCUAGAAGGCAGCACGACAGAUCACUUAAUACUUCUAUUUAGCUAAGGGAAUUUGAUGUUCUUUUAAGAUACUGAAUGGCUUAAAGGCCUUAAAGAGAACAUUAAAAGGUUAUGAUUAAAAAACCCAGAACACAAUAUUUUUCCUCAACUAUUUUGUCAGGAAAACCAGAGAGAUUGGAAGGCUGUAUUUGCCUGUUUCUCACCUUUAGCUUGACGGUGGCUCUGACCCUGUCAGAAGUAACAAAGUCUGUAACAUUGCUGAGUAUCUCUGUGAUGUACGGACAGAACUCAGAUUUUAAUUAUGGAAGAAAAGGCACUUUGAGAAGAUCAGUCACUCAAAUAUUUUGCUUCUAUUGAAUAUUUCCAUUCUAUCUCUGUGCUCCAUGACUGUAUGGGUUACCUUCUGUUUCCCACUUUGUAUUUUUAUUCUCACAAAUUAAAUACUAGGAGUUGUACAUAAUUAGAGAAAGAACUUUUCAUACAGAGAAACAGCUGCUCUAAAAUUAAAAAUCUUUGCCAUAAAUAUUUCUGUACACCAGACAUGUAUCUCUAGGGAUACUAGUGAUAUUUCCUGGAUUAAACCAUUUUUUCUGUUUCAAACAAAGCAAUGCAGUUGUUUGUGUUAUUUAAAAUAUGCUGCAUGGCUAAGCUUGUAAAUAAAGAAUGGAAUUACCUGUGAACUUGACAUUUUUAUUCUGUUGGC
Messenger RNA from Chroicocephalus ridibundus (black-headed gull), 1455 nucleotides. It is a transcript of the gene GATC, whose product is annotated as glutamyl-tRNA amidotransferase subunit C. NCBI's taxonomy places the organism in Eukaryota, Metazoa, Chordata, Aves, Charadriiformes, Laridae. Gene Ontology annotation, molecular function: glutaminyl-tRNA synthase (glutamine-hydrolyzing) activity. The transcript is spliced from 4 exons. The record is from RefSeq and is a predicted model, not a curated record. Gene Ontology annotation, cellular component: glutamyl-tRNA(Gln) amidotransferase complex; mitochondrion. The coding region runs from base 16 to 570 and encodes 184 amino acids. Gene Ontology annotation, biological process: mitochondrial translation; glutaminyl-tRNAGln biosynthesis via transamidation; regulation of translational fidelity.